AAGGAUUACAGCUCGCGAGCAAAACACGUUAAAUAGUGAUACUGAUAUUGAAGAACACCUAGUCGUGCGUUGAGAGGACUCAUGUGAAACAUUCAUCAGUUAUUAUCGUGGAAGAUUUCUCCUUCCUUGCAAAUACUUUAGAUGCCUAUGACGUCACUAUCAUAAAUUUUCAGGUUCAAUCAGGUUAAAUAAAAAGAAUGACGAAGAUGAAUACUGCGCUAUAUACAUUGCUUCUUGUAAUGAGUUGCAUUUACGAUACCAUACAGAGAUCAACAGUGGAUUCUCCUAGCUACGUAGCAUCAGUUGUAGAAUUUUCGCCCGAAGACCGCAUUGACGGUGGAUUGACGCUGAUGUCAAACGCCUACGCCUAUGUUCAAUUUAUUUGGGAAGCCGGUUUCAAGGGUGCGGAUAUAAUCGUUUUUCCUGAAAGUGGACUGUCGACCUCUAGUAUGCCUGCUAGAAAAGAUUUAAAAUCAUGGACUUCAUUUGUUCCUGAUGCUAAUGAGAGGUAUUCACCCUGUACGAACGAGAACGUUGAAAUGCAUUCAGCACUAAAAAUGGUCUCUUGUGCAGCGAACAGUACUAAGAUGUACGUUGUUAUAAAUAUUGGGGAAAGAGUACCCUGCGAAGAAGAUGGUUGCCCAAGCGACAAGUUACUAUAUUAUAACACAAAUGUUGUCUUUGAUCGUGAUGGAAUAAUAAUUGCCAAGUACCGAAAAACUCAUCUUUUUGGAGAAUAUGCAUUCAACGUCACAAAGACACCAGAAAUCAUCACCUUCGAUACAGAUUUUGGUGUUACGUUUGGGACUCUUAUCUGUUUCGACAUUUUAUUCAGCGUGCCGGGUUUAACAUUGACGAGGGAACUCGGAGUCAAGGACAUUAUUUUCACGUCAGCUUGGUUCUCCCAAUCGCCAUUCUUGACCGCCGUGGAAGUGCAACACGGAUGGGCGUUUUCCGAAGAUGUAAAUCUAUUAGCUUCCGGAUACAACAACCCUAUAGGAGGCAGUGGUGGCAGUGGAAUCUUUUUAGGUCGCCAAGGUGUGGGUAUUGCCGUAAUGCCAUUCGACCAAGAAAGUAAACUCCUGACAUACGUAGUGCCGAAGAAAACAAAUUCAACUAUUUCAACUAAACAAACUAGAGCACCAACAUUGGAAAGAUCCCAAAGGAUUGAGAAGAAUUUGAAAGUGUCAGAAAAGUCGGAAGUAUCGAUAGACAUGACAAAUACUUAUACUGUUGGAAACCUAACCCUUAUUUACGAUAACCUUCAGAAUUACACAAAAGAAAUACUAACGGAAUCAGUAACGAACAAGACACUGUGCCACGAUAAUUUUUGCUGCAACUUUUUCGUCUCUAUGAACGACAAUGAUCCCAGCGUAACAUACUAUUUGACUGUUUUCGAAGGUAUUCGCGUUCAUUUGGAAACUAUAAUGGCUCCAACCAGACUCUGCGGCGUCGUUCAAUGCGCUAAUAAGUCAUCUAGUUCUUGCAGCCAAUCUCGCAACACAAGCACGAGUUUCAAUUCAAUUUCGAUUACGGCAACGUUUAAGAAUUUCGAUAAGUUUCUAAUCAUGCCCAUGACACUAAAUACUGCGAUACUUCCAAUAGACAAUUUUUUGCACGAAGAACAUUCCCAUGGUAAUGACAAGAACAUAACGAUAUCAUUAAAUACAAAAACAGAAAACCUCGUGUCCUUUGCAUUUUACGCAAGAUACUAUGGCAGUAAUGAUCCAGAAUUAGAAAAUAGUGCCGAUAUUGGAUGCUUGAGUCCUCUACUACCGCUUGUUAUAUUAUUGUAUUUGACCAUUAUGGGAUAGACCUGUUCUUAUUAGAAAUUCUUAAUCCCGGCGUAUAAGAAAAGUUAUCAUGCGUACAAUGACUGAUGAGGUCAGGAGAGUUCGAAGGUUUUACAAGUUGAAUGUAAUCAUGCUAUUAUUUUUGUCAUUGUCGAAAAUAUUUUAAAUUUCUUUUACUCUUUCAAUAAAUGCUUAGGGUGAAA
Messenger RNA from Cephus cinctus (wheat stem sawfly), 1996 nucleotides. RefSeq names its product vanin-like protein 1. The record is from RefSeq and is a predicted model, not a curated record. Lineage: Eukaryota; Metazoa; Arthropoda; Insecta; Hymenoptera; Cephidae. Bases 198 to 1814 code for a protein of 538 amino acids. The transcript has 9 exons.